CAUUUACCAUUUUCGUUUCUGUCAACGCAGAUCAAAUGAUCUCCAGCUUAAGGGUUACUGACAUCAAGGAAGUUGGCAAUGGGAGAGACGGGAGAUGAUGCUGGGCCAUCAGAGCAAGGACCUUCUAAUCAAACCUGGUGGCCUUCAGAAUUUGUGGAGAGAUUUGGUUCUGUUUAUCUGGGGUCGCAAGAAGAGACCUCUAGUACUAAAGACUCACCCAGAAAUCUUGGGCAAGAUGGGCUGCCAUCUACUACUGCCUCUAAUAUUCUCUGGAGUACUGGUUCACUUUCUGAGCCCAUCCCAAAUGGCUUCUACUCUGUGAUCCCGGAUAAUAGAUUGAAGCAACUAUUUAAUAGCAUUCCUACAUUGGAAGAUCUUCAUGCUCUGGGUGAGGAAGGUCUUAAGGCUGAUGUGAUUCUAGUUGAUUUUCAGAAAGAUAAGAAGCUUUUCAGGCAAAAGCAGUUGAUUACCAAACUUGUCAGUGGAUUGAACUCAAAGCCACCUACUAUUAUUAAGAAAAUUGCUGGACUGGUAGCAGAUGUUUAUAAGCAAUCAACUCUGCAGAGUCCGGCAAAAACUACGCAAUCAUUUGAAAACUGUGGUAUUCAACUGCUAGGACAGAUCAAGCAUGGUUCUUGUCGUCCUCGAGCAAUCUUGUUCAAAGUUUUAGCGGAUACCGUUGGUCUUCAAAGUAGGCUUGUAGUGGGUUUGCCAAGUGAUGGAGCUGCUGAGAGUGUGGACUCAUAUAGUCAUAUUUCUGUCACUGUUCUGCUGAAUUCUGUGGAAAUGCUGGUUGAUCUAAUGCGAUUUCCUGGCCAGCUUAUUCCUCUAUCAACCAAGGCAAUUUUUAUGAGUCAUAUCUCAGCGGCAGGGGAAAGUGAUUCUGCAGAGAAUGACUCUUGUGAUUCACCUUUGGAGCCAAACAGUCCCAUGUUUGGUUAUCCAGAGAGAAAUGACCCUGAAAAUGCAGAAAAAGAUGAAAACCUUUCGUUGCACAGGAAACUGGAUGGGUCUCCAAAUACAUCUGGUCCACCAUCAAGGAAUGUGCUGUUACGAUCUGCCUCUGCGCUAGAGAGGAAAUUAAGUUUCUCACAGAGCGAGUCAAACAUGGCUAACGAGUUUUGGCGGCAGAGCCGGAGAAAGGUCAUUGCUGAUCAGCGGACUGCUAGUUCCAGUCCCGAACAUCUUUCCUUCCGAGCCCGUACAAGGUCCAUGCUAAGUGGCGACAAGAACUUGGCACGAGAUUUCACCGGUGAUGUUGCCACAUCAAGCUGCAAAUCUGUUGGAGGAGCGAAAUUGGAAACUAAGAGAAUAAGGAGGAGAAGCAUCAGUAUAACUCCUGAGAUUGGCGAUGAUAUUGUCAGGGCAGUACGAGCGAUGAAUGAAGCCUUGAAGCAGAAUCGCCUCUCAAAAGAGCAAGGGGAUGAUGGUUCAUCUCCUAACUCUCCAAAUGACAGAACUGAGAGCUCUCAUCUCCAGAAAAAUGUCUCUGGUUUUCAUCUUGAUGCUCAUGACCAAGUUUCUGGUGGAAGGUCGACACUUUCAAGGGAACCACUAGAUCCGCAUAAGGCAAUCUCACUACCAUCUUCUCCCCAGAACUACCGAAGCCAAUAUGAACAGAGUGGAUCGUCACAUCGUAAUAUAAGCCAUAUCUGGGAUAAAGUUCUGGGAUCUCCCAUGUUCCAGAAUAAGCCAUUAUUACCAUAUGAAGAAUGGAACAUAGACUUCUCUGAGUUGACUGUUGGGACACGUGUCGGAAUUGGAUUUUUCGGAGAAGUAUUCCGUGGGAUCUGGAACGGGACAGACGUCGCGAUCAAAGUGUUCCUUGAGCAAGACCUUACAGCUGAGAACAUGGAGGACUUCUGCAAUGAGAUAUCAAUUCUUAGCCGACUUAGACAUCCCAAUGUUAUACUGUUCCUUGGAGCAUGCACAAAGCCUCCACGAUUAUCACUGAUCACUGAGUACAUGGAAAUGGGAUCUUUGUAUUAUUUGCUCCACAUGAGUGGACAAAAAAAGAGGUUAAGCUGGCGGAGGAAGCUAAAGAUGCUGCGUGACAUUUGCAGGGGCUUGAUGUGCAUACACCGGAUGGGGAUAGUACACCGUGAUAUAAAGAGCGCAAACUGUCUUUUGAGCAACAAAUGGACAGUCAAGAUAUGUGAUUUUGGGCUCUCGAGAAUAAUGACAGGCACAACAAUGAGAGACACAGUCUCAGCAGGAACUCCAGAGUGGAUGGCUCCUGAACUUAUCCGCAAUGAGCCCUUCUCGGAAAAGUGUGAUAUCUUCAGCUUAGGUGUAAUAAUGUGGGAACUCUGCACUUUAACCAGACCUUGGGAAGGAGUACCGCCUGAACGGGUUGUUUAUGCUAUUGCUUACGAGGGAGCUCGGCUUGAGAUUCCUGAAGGACCGCUGGGAAAGCUUAUUGCAGAUUGUUGGACAGAACCGGAACAAAGACCGAGUUGCAAUGAGAUACUCUCUCGUUUGCUGGAUUGCGAGUAUUCGCUUUGCUAACUUCUGUCAAUCAUUUUCCUUCUGUGAAUAUAAAACUUUGCAGCGA
This is a messenger RNA of Arabidopsis arenosa, 2554 nucleotides long. Lineage: Eukaryota; Viridiplantae; Streptophyta; Magnoliopsida; Brassicales; Brassicaceae. The record is from the annotation of a GenBank genome assembly.